ACUUCCAUUUUAUUAUCUUAGAAAUUCACUGCUCACUUUGUGGCAGGAGGCAGCCUGCACUGAUUUACAACCUAUGGAGCAAGGGUAAAUCCUGCAAGGAUCAGUCCUAAACUUGAAAGAGCUGCAGCAACACACAUAGCAGAUGAGUGUCAGUGUAUCUGAGCCCACGUAGCGCUGUGUUAUCGGCAGUGCUGGGCUGACAGUCCAGAAGUGACAAACUGGGAAACAGUCCCCAGCUCUCAGCAAAUUCCCAGGGCUUAACAUUUGGUGUCAUUGUGAGACAGAAUGUACCCUCUCACUCCCUUUAUUAUUAUUUUGCUCUUUAAGCCGGUGGUUAGAUGAACACAUCUCAGCAGAACAACAUGUUUUUGGCACGGGGGCCAUCCUAUCACUUUGGACCUCUCCGAAGGCGGCUGUGGUGCUGCAUAGUUGAGCAGCUGCUGCCCCGUGCUGAGCUGCCUGUGCUCACAUUGCUGUCAGGGAUGGAGGUGCUUUAUGUAAACACCAUCAUUCGUUCUCAUCGCUCGCGUAGCCCUGGCGUUUUGUUUUUGUUUUUGAAGCUCCUGAUUUUGGCUGAGCCUUCGGACGAAGCAGGGAUGAAAGCCUUCGGUUGUUGGCUUGGCCUUUAGGAUAAAAUAUAGCUUGGGCUCGAUCCUGCAUUCCAGGCAUUCCCCAAAAUCCGCUUGGCUGCUGCAUGAGCUUUGGGAGAGUGGAACGCAGCCCCGGUGUGUGCUGUGCAUGAUGUGUUCAUCCUGACAGUCCCCGUCCUCAUGAGAUGCAGGUGGCACUGCGCACACAGACUGUCCCCUGCCAGCUCUGCUGCUCAUUGCUCCCGUUGGCAUUCCUUCUUUUCAGCCCUCAUUCUCACCAGGGUUUAGUUCUAUUCCCCGUGUUUAGGGCUGUGCUGAUACGUGGCUUCCUGCCUCUUGCAGGCAUUUAAAGAAAACCUGAGCUUUUUCCUUUUGCAAAAGGAAACCUUGCCAGCUGCUCAGAGCGCGCCAGCGUUUCUUAGAAAAAACACGGUGUGCUCUCAGCACCGCUCUGCUGCAGUCCGGGCGGAGAGUUCCUCCAGCAGUGUUCAGUUUGUUGUUGGUUCUUUGAGCCAUGUGUCAAAUUUCAGCUCUUCUGGCUCUUCACUUUUACUAUAGGAUAUGGUUAUAGGCUGAGCCGCUAACCUCUGUGUGAACUUCCUCGCGCUCAGCACAUGUGAGCGUUCGGAGCUGCACAAACAGGGGAACAUGCGGGCUCGCUUCUAAGCUCUUUCAGCCUGCAUGUGUGGAUGGAGGAGGAAGCUGUGUCUUUAAGAAAUGAGGCUUUUUUUCCCCCCUAUUUCCUGCAAAAUAUGAAUAGAUGCUGUCAGUGGGAUGGAGGUCUCUGAGGGUGCUGUGUGCCACGUUUGCUGCCGAGCACACAUACGGCUUUUCAUUUUUCCCCAGAGGAGGCAAGGAUGGGCAAAUCUUGGAGCUGGGGCUUCAGUAGCAGCAGGAAGGCUCUUGUCCCUGCACAGAGCUAUUGACUAUUCAUGGCAAAGCGUCCAAAAUGCAGCGGCAGAGCCUGUGGAAAAUGACAGCGUGUAACAAGCCUGAGUGGCAUUUCCUUCACGCUGGUCACAUGCCUCCUAAUUCACACACGCACCCCUCAUAGGCUGAUCAAAUGACUUCUAUCUCUGCCCGCCGCAUGCCUUCCCCAGAAAGAGUUGUUUUAUUAUGCACACGUAGGGCUCUGCUUUCAAUCAGUCACCUUCAGCCGAUGACUGAGGGCCACUGUGCGCUCCGUGCGGGGGGACGCGGUCACUGCGAGGGGCACAGGCUCCAGCUCGCUCUCACCUGAACCUUCGCUGCGUGGUAUAUGCUGCUGGGAUACCUGUAAGAGCUCGCCCAGGAAUGGUGGAUCACCUGGUGCCUACUGAUGAAUCCUUUUCAUCUACAAGGUCUUCUCUGGGAUACUUUAGGGACAUGACAGCAGGGGUGAGGUCCUACCAAAUGCUGCCCUCUCCUCUGUCAGAAGAUGACAGCGACUCGUCCAGCUUUUGUUCUUGUUCCAGCCCGGAAUCCCAAGUUCUCAGCUCCAGCUAUGGAAGCACAUCCAGUGCGGAGAGUCAGGACAGCAUCUUAGACUACUUGCUGUCCCAGGCAUCUUUGGGGAACACCGCUGUGUCAUGGUGGGACAAAAGGAGACUUCAGCCCAUAGUGAAAGAGGAGUAUUUUAGGUUGCCUGAAUUUGCUGUGGAUAUGGAAGACUCUGGACCAUUUCAGCCCACGCUUGAGGAAAUUGAGGAAUUUCUGGAAGAAAACAUGGAGCUGGAGCUCAAAGAAAGACCUAAAAGUGAGACCAAGGACUUGAGAGCUUGCAGCCAAGUUUCUGUUGCUUCGCUACAGCAAAAAGACCAUAUGUUACCCAGUGCUACUUUAAAAGAGAGUAAAAAUGAACAGUUGAACAGCUCGACGGAAGGUGGCCAAGCUUCAAAUGGAGGAGUGUCCCUGGAGAAUGGCAUACCGGUUAUGCUCCAAAUUCAGCCUGUACAGAUCAAACAGGAGUCCACCACGAGCCCUAGCUCCCAAGGACCAGCACAGGAGAACAUUAAAAUUGCACAGCUCCUAGUCAACAUCCAAGGACAGACGUUUGCCCUUGUGCCCCAGAUAGUUCAGUCAUCCAAUUUGAACUUGCCCUCUAAAUUUGUCCGCAUUGCUCCCGUCCCCAUCGCUGCCAAGCCAAUUGGGCCAGGAGGCAUGAUCCAGGGUCAGACGGGAAUCAUCAUGGGUCAGAAAUUUCAAAAGAACCCUGCAGCAGAACUCAUUAAAAUGCACAAAUGUUCUUUCCCUGGUUGUACCAAGAUGUACACGAAAAGCAGCCAUUUGAAAGCCCACCUGAGGAGGCAUACGGGAGAAAAGCCUUUUGCUUGCACGUGGCCAGGUUGCGGAUGGAGGUUCUCCAGGUCAGAUGAGCUGUCUCGGCAUCGGCGCUCUCACUCAGGGGUGAAACCCUACCAGUGUCCCGUCUGCGAGAAGAAAUUUGCUCGAAGCGACCACUUGUCCAAACACGUCAAGGUGCAUCGGUUCCCGCGAAGCAGCCGCUCCGUGCGCUCCGUGAACUGACUGCUCCCACCUCCCCUCCCGCAGCCGUCCCACAGCAGCCGAUGACAGCACUUUGCUCACUACAUUUCUAGUGAUAAUUUAUUUGUCUUCACAGAACAGUCAAUGCUGUUACUUGAUACCACCGUGUCCGAGUAUCCCGUGUCCUGUAAAGAUGAUUUGAGAAUGAAGAUAUUUUGGGGUCAGGGGAGGGGGAUGUUUCUUCCUUUUUUUUUUUUUUUUCUCCUUUUUUUUUUUUUUUUUUUUAAGGAUGCUUUUUUUCCUUUCUCUCUAUCUUUCCCUUCUUUGCUGCUGCUUCUUUUGGAAAUUACAGUGUUUUAUUUUUAGCUGUUUUCUGCUGCACAGGAAAAUGUAAGAGUUGCUUGCUGCUAGUUAAUUAUAGCCCUGGCAUUCCUGAGGGCUUUGCUCAUGUACAGGCCAUUCAUUGUGAGUUUUUAUUAAGCUGCUCUAUUUGUCCAGUUUGGAAACAGCAAAUUCCUUUUGAAAUGAAAACAACUCCUUUGUUUUUGGGUCGCCCGAGCCAAGGAUUUGUAGGGGCCGGCCAUAGGAGGAGGAACAGUGGGAGUCAGGGAGAGGGGGAGGCGAGACAUGCGAGUACUGGAACGUGCCUCUGCACCGCUCUCAUUUCUCCAGCUUGCAUUUACCUUUUCCUUGGUUAGGGCUAUAUAUAAAUAUUUAUGUAUAUACAUACAUACAUACAUAUAUAUAUAUAUAUAUAUAUAUUUAAGCUAUGAUGUACCCCAAACAAACCCAAAGCUCAGGCUGGAUGAAAUGGUUUGGUGCAGAGGCCUUUUGGUGUGACUCACUGCAUCCCAUGCUCAUGUUUUUCCUGUCCUGUGCUACCAUUGAGGGUGAAAGGAUGCCCACAAAUCGAAGGAAACUGCUUUCCUUCGCCUUGAAGCAUCCACCGCCUUUAGCAGAAGAGCUGUUUUCUAAUAUGUAAGGCAGCAGGAGGCUGCUUGCAAACGACUGUGCUCUGCACCUGCCGAGCACUGAGAACUCACUGCCCACUCAGCCUGAUGCCUCACUAGCUGGGGCUGAGGCUCCAUUUCCCCAGUACCCAAACUGGGUGCCAACCAGGUGAGCAAACACAAGGAGAUCUUCUGUCCCAGGGUGAGCUUCAGCGCUGAACUUUUCCUUACCAACAGCCAUGUCAGAGCUCCACACAGCUGGGGUGGGUGAAUGGGUGAGAACAGCCAAAAGAAAACAGUUUGUAUGGUAGUUGGCUAAGAAGGGAAUUUAAGCAAAUGAUCAGAUUGUAGCAGGCAAGUGAUUGUGUUUCUUCUUGUUUCAUUUUUCCUUUUGAACUCUGGCAAUUGUAAGAAGCUAUAGAAGAAAAUAGAAUUCAGUAAUUAGGAGCAAUUUUUUAAUGGAUGUUGCAUUUCCUUUCCAUUCGCAGACGGCAUCUGUUUGUCUUUUUGUUGGCAAAAUGGGAAAUAGAAAGCUGCGAUCCUAGCGCCAGGCAGAGCGGGAGCCCGCACUGCAGGAACAGCAGGUCUAGCAAAGGCGAAUGCAUUCCUUUUGUCCUCUAGAAAUUAAUAUAAAUGAACUAUCAUCUAUUGACUGGUUUAUAUCACAUCCUAUGAAUGUAUGUAAAUAAAACUGUACAUAGAUGCAUAUCUAUAUAAAAUAUCUUUUAAUAACAUAUCAAAAUUUGUGUAAAUUGGAAACAAAAAUACCUAUAAAGCCAGUGUACAUAAGUUACAAUUCUGUAUAUUUUCUUUUGUUCUUCAUAAAAAAUACUUUGACAAUAAAAUGAAAAUGGAAAUUUUAAA
Molecule: messenger RNA, 4867 nt
Organism: Tympanuchus pallidicinctus (lesser prairie-chicken)
Lineage: Eukaryota; Metazoa; Chordata; Aves; Galliformes; Phasianidae
Gene: KLF15
Product: KLF transcription factor 15
Exons: 3
Coding region: 1884-3095 (403 amino acids)
Biological process (GO): regulation of transcription by RNA polymerase II
Molecular function (GO): RNA polymerase II cis-regulatory region sequence-specific DNA binding; DNA-binding transcription factor activity, RNA polymerase II-specific
Source: RefSeq, a predicted model, not a curated record